Molecule: messenger RNA, 731 nt
Organism: Paramecium sonneborni
Lineage: Eukaryota; Ciliophora; Oligohymenophorea; Peniculida; Parameciidae
Source: the annotation of a GenBank genome assembly
GAAAUUACUGUUCAUGCUAAAAUAAUUGAAAAGAUGUCAUUUUAGAUCUAAAUCCUUACCAAGAGCAAUCCCUUUGUUAAUUCAUAAAUUUAUAAACACUCGAGGACGAUAUCUCAGAAGAAAUGCAAUUAAGAAUCAUGCAUCUGGACCUUUAGAAACACCUAAAACUAUUAAUCGUAGAAAAUCUUGUGAAGGAGAUGAAUUUGGAUAUUUUAAAUCAACUAAAGAAUGGAUGCAAUUAGUUAAAAUAGAUAAUCCUUAACAUAGGAAUUAGAAUUUAGCCAGGAUUGUUUUUUUAAGACUCAAACAUGGGAAUUCACAAAGUCAAUCUAAGCGCAUUCUUUCUUUAAAAUAGUGUAAAAAAAUGAUAUCUUAUCAAAUUAGGCUUCAAAGACUAAGUAAAUUUGUUACGUAUUUUAUCAACAUUUAAACCAAAAGUGACAGUUUAAUAAGUUGAUCUUGCCAAUCAACCAAAGAAAGUUAAUAUGCCACUGUUACCAUCUCCUAAAGCUAAAGUGCAUACAAAAUUGUUUCCCUUCAAUAAAUCAAUUACUAUUGAUCAACCUCUCUUUCCUAAAAAGAUUAAUAGAAAUUUGAGUUAAUUAGAAAUGCUAUCACCUUAGAAAGCAAUUACAUAACCAGCAUCUAAUUAUGUUAGUCCAAGGAAAUUUAAAAAAUCAAUAAUGAACAUAUAUGGUAUUUCAAAUACUAUGCACCUCAUAAAGUACUGA